Messenger RNA from Clarias gariepinus (North African catfish), 945 nucleotides. Its product is annotated as odorant receptor 131-2-like. Gene Ontology annotation, biological process: G protein-coupled receptor signaling pathway. Gene Ontology annotation, cellular component: membrane. NCBI's taxonomy places the organism in Eukaryota, Metazoa, Chordata, Actinopteri, Siluriformes, Clariidae. The transcript is spliced from 2 exons. Gene Ontology annotation, molecular function: G protein-coupled receptor activity. The record is from RefSeq and is a predicted model, not a curated record. The coding region runs from base 106 to 945 and encodes 279 amino acids.
AGCCUGCCUCAGAAUGUUACUUCAAAGGAAAGUUUUAGCAGUGUACUUACCAAAAACAUAGUGGCUGUGCUAGUGUGGCUGGCCCUUAGCAUCCUGAAUGGUACCAUGACAUCCACGUUCUUUAGACACAACUUUUUCUAUGAAGACCCACGCUACAUAAUGUUUAUUUACAUGGUCAUUAAUGAUGCAGUCCAGCUGACACUUGUGACAGGUCUGUAUGUGGUGAGUUAUGCAUUCUCUAAGAUCCAGGUGUCUGCAUGUUGCCCACUCAUCAUAACAGCUGUACUGACAACACGUUCUACACCCCUCAUCCUUGCUGGGAUGGCCAUUGAGCGUUACAUUUCCAUUUGCUUUCCCCUUCAUUACAGUCACAUGUGUACAGUGCAGCGAACUAUCUGGAUCAUUGGUAUUAUCCUUGUUCUAAGUGCUGCACCCCCCCUCACAGACCUCUUUAUAACUCUUAUUAAGGAACCUGCAUCCUUUUUUAAAACCUUUAUCUUCUGUGACCACUCACUGCUCUUCCGUGACCCAUCAAUCUACUACAAGAAUUGUGCUUUCGACAGUGUAUAUUUUUCCUUUGUUUUUUUGGCCUUGCUCUAUACAUAUUGCAAGAUCAUGUUGACAGCACGAGCAGCAUCCACUGACCUGGUGUCUGUGAAAAAGGCACGGAACACAGUGCUGCUUCAUGGUGUGCAGCUGCUGCUCUGCCUGCUGGCUUUUGUGGUGCCAUCCAUGCAGGCACCUCUAAUCUAUUUGUUUCCACAGUAUGGUCUGGAGAUACGGUACAUAAACUUUCUUCUGGUCUACAUCAUCCCACGGUUCCUGAGCCCUAUGAUCUAUGGAGUCAGAAAUGAGAAAUUUAGAAAAUAUUGGAUUAGAUACCUUCUCUAUAGGGUCAACAGGGUGAAACAUGCUGAACACUUGCCUCAAAAACUGAAGUUGUAA